This is a messenger RNA of Darwinula stevensoni, 1197 nucleotides long. Lineage: Eukaryota; Metazoa; Arthropoda; Ostracoda; Podocopida; Darwinulidae. The record is from the annotation of a GenBank genome assembly.
AUGGUAAGGAAGAGCGCGAUUCGUUUCUGUAUCUCGUGCGGCCCCUGGAAGACCGUGGAACAUGAGGAAAUGACGGUCCUCGGCUUCACGGAUCGAGAUGGAAACGACGAGAUCCACAACUUCUGCCGGAAUCCUGACGGAAAUACCGCCCCGUGGUGCUACAACGGGGAAGGGGAUUCCCCGGAAUGGGAGCACUGCGACCUUCCCUUCUGCAACCUCCAGGAACCCGAGCGAGGACCCGAGGGGAGCGAGUACCCGGAAUGCCGACUGUCGCAGAAGGGGAAGGAAUACGUGGGGACGAAGAAUGCGACCGAGACGGGAAAGCCUUGUCUACGUUGGACGUCUCGGCCUUAUGGCAUGCCUUGGGACUUCUUCGAUCGGGAGGUGGAAUAUGCGCAGCUCUUCCUCAACAUGGAUCCAGCGAUCCACGAGAACUACUGUCGGAACUCAGGAUUGUAUAGGGAAAAGCCUUGGUGCUUCGUCUCUGACCCUGACAUCCAAAGGGAAUACUGCCAUGACUCUAAGAAGAUGAAUGCUCUUGAGACGCGGACGCCGCGCGAUCGGUCUCUCGGUUCCUCGUUCCGCCUCGCGUCGGCGACUCGGCCUCGUCCGAUGAAGGCGCUGUUGGCCGUUCUGGUGUCGUUCCUGUCGAUGGAGGCCGUGGCCUCGAGGGAUUUCGUCUAUCGCGCCAUCCCAGUGGGGCAGACGUACGAGGACGUGGCGUCGGAGUCCACCGCGUCGAACCUCGCGACCUGCGGCAUCGCUUGCGUCCGCGGAUCGCCGCGACCCUGCUUCGCUUUCAACUACCGCGGUUCCGACGGAACCUGCCAGCUGGUUCGCGACGAGAGGAGCCGCCUCGUCGAAGCCGACGGAUUCCUCUCCUUCGUUUCUGGGGAGCAGCAGCAGCAACAGCACACGUAUCCAGAGUGCAGGACGACCGAGAGGGGAAGGGAAUACGUCGGGACGACGAGAGUGACUGAAAGCGGGAAGGCGUGCCUGAGAUGGGACUCACAACCAUAUGGAAUACCGGGGGACUUUUCCGACGCCGAAGAGUACGGGAAAAACUUCCCCAACCUCGACGUCUGGUCUCAGAAGAACUUCUGUCGGAAUCCGUCCGGAAAGGCGAGGCCUUGGUGUUUCGUCUCCGACCCUCAACUUCAGUGGGAGCACUGUGACAUCCCCAUGUGCACGGAUCCU